Messenger RNA from Rhinolophus ferrumequinum (greater horseshoe bat), 5757 nucleotides. RefSeq names its product PTPRF interacting protein alpha 2 (gene PPFIA2). The transcript is spliced from 35 exons. Bases 457 to 4323 code for a protein of 1288 amino acids. NCBI's taxonomy places the organism in Eukaryota, Metazoa, Chordata, Mammalia, Chiroptera, Rhinolophidae. The record is from RefSeq and is a predicted model, not a curated record. Gene Ontology annotation, biological process: synapse organization. Gene Ontology annotation, molecular function: protein binding. Gene Ontology annotation, cellular component: presynaptic active zone.
GCAUCCCCUCUUCCCACACCUGCCUAUUCCCAGCCCUUGCCUCCGCCCGGGGCACUGGGACCAGCGCGAGCCCCAGCAGCCCGGCAGCGGCUUUGGGUAGUCGUGUGUAUCCGCGAGCGCGUGUGCGUGAGGAGGAGAGCAAAGACGUGAUUACUUCAGAAUUUAUUUAAGGGCCGGUGGAAACCACUGCAGCAGCUUCCAGGGGAAGCCCUCGUUCCAGAGGAAGAGGAGGUGGCGGCUGCCAAGGAGAAGGAGGGGGGAGAGACCGAGGAGGAGGAGCGGCGGCAACAGCACGAGGCAAGGGAGGAGAGAAGAUGCUGUAGCAUCCGCACCGGCUCCCAGCAGGGAAAUGGUCCAGGAGUGCCCGGCGUGAACCUCUCCUCUCUUCAAGCAGAGACUGCGGUUGUCAUUAUUGAUCAAUUGAAGAAGCAGGACCCGAAAUUACAGGCAUUAGCAAUGAUGUGUGAAGUGAUGCCCACGAUUAAUGAGGACACCCCAAUGAGCCAAAGGGGGUCCCAAAGCAGUGGCUCGGACUCGGACUCUCAUUUUGAGCAGCUGAUGGUUAAUAUGCUAGAUGAAAGGGACCGUCUUCUAGACACCCUCCGGGAGACCCAAGAAAGUCUUUCACUUGCUCAGCAAAGACUACAGGAUGUCAUCUACGACAGAGAUUCGCUCCAGAGACAGCUCAAUUCAGCCCUGCCACAGGAUAUCGAAUCCCUAACAGGAGGUCUGACUGGUUCUAAGGGGGCUGAUCCACCGGAAUUUGCUGCACUGACAAAAGAAUUAAAUGCCUGUAGGGAACAACUUCUAGAAAAGGAAGAAGAAAUUUCUGAACUUAAAGCUGAAAGAAACAAUACAAGACUGUUACUGGAGCAUUUGGAGUGCCUUGUGUCACGACAUGAACGGUCACUGAGAAUGACGGUCGUGAAACGGCAAGCCCAGUCCCCCUCAGGAGUUUCCAGCGAAGUUGAAGUUCUCAAGGCGCUGAAAUCUUUGUUUGAGCACCACAAAGCCUUGGAUGAAAAGGUAAGGGAGCGACUGAGGGUUUCUUUAGAAAGAGUCUCUGCACUGGAAGAAGAACUAGCUGCUGCUAAUCAGGAGAUUGUUGCCUUGCGUGAACAAAAUGUUCAUAUACAAAGAAAAAUGGCAUCAAGUGAGGGGUCUACAGAGUCAGAACACCUUGAAGGGAUGGAACCUGGCCAGAAAGUUCAUGAAAAGCGUUUAUCCAAUGGUUCUAUAGACUCAACAGAUGAAACUAGUCAAAUAGUCGAACUACAAGAAUUGCUUGAAAAGCAAAACUAUGAAAUGGCCCAAAUGAAAGAACGUUUAGCAGCCCUUUCUUCCCGAGUAGGGGAGGUGGAACAAGAAGCAGAGACAGCAAGAAAAGAUCUCAUUAAAACAGAAGAAAUGAACACUAAAUAUCAAAGGGACAUUAGGGAGGCCAUGGCCCAGAAGGAAGAUAUGGAAGAAAGAAUCACAACCCUUGAGAAGCGUUACCUCAGUGCUCAGAGAGAAUCUACCUCCAUACAUGACAUGAACGAUAAACUAGAAAAUGAGUUAGCAAAUAAAGAGGCCAUCCUACGGCAGAUGGAAGAGAAGAACAGACAGUUACAAGAGCGGCUAGAGCUGGCUGAGCAAAAGUUGCAACAGACUAUGAGAAAAGCUGAGACCUUACCUGAAGUAGAGGCUGAACUGGCUCAGAGAAUUGCAGCCCUGACAAAGUCUGAUCCAACCUCUUCUACCUCAUCAGAUGAUUAUCAAUAUGUUAUGGAAGCUAAACUACAAGAAAUGAUCUCCAUACGUAGGAAGGCUGAAGAGAGACAUGGAAACAUUGAAGAACGUAUGCGACAUCUAGAAGGUCAACUUGAAGAGAAAAAUCAAGAACUUCAAAGGGCAAGGCAAAGAGAGAAAAUGAAUGAGGAGCACAACAAAAGGUUAUCAGAUACUGUGGACAGACUUCUUACGGAAUCCAAUGAACGCUUACAACUCCACUUAAAGGAAAGAAUGGCAGCUCUGGAAGAGAAGAAUGUUUUAAUUCAAGAAUCUGAAACUUUCAGAAAGAAUCUGGAAGAAUCUUUACAUGAUAAGGAAAGAUUAGCAGAAGAAAUUGAAAAGCUGAGAUCUGAACUUGACCAAUUGAAAAUGAGAACUGGCUCUUUAAUUGAACCCACAAUAUCAAGGACUCAUCUAGAUACCUCAGCUGAGUUGCGGUAUUCAGUUGGAUCCCUAGUGGACAGCCAGUCUGACUAUAGAGCAACUAAAGUAAUAAGAAGACCAAGGAGAGGCCGCAUGGGUGUGCGAAGAGAUGAGCCAAAGGUGAAAUCUCUUGGGGAUCAUGAGUGGAAUAGAACUCAACAAAUUGGAGUGCUAAGCAGCCACCCUUUUGAAAGUGACACAGAAAUGUCUGAUAUUGAUGAUGAUGACAGAGAAACAAUUUUUAGCUCAAUGGAUCUUCUCUCUCCAAGUGGUCAUUCUGAUGCCCAGACUCUAGCCAUGAUGCUUCAGGAACAAUUGGAUGCCAUCAACAAAGAAAUCAGGCUAAUUCAGGAAGAAAAAGAAUCUACAGAGUUGCGCGCUGAAGAAAUUGAGAAUAGAGUAGCUAGUGUGAGCCUGGAAGGCUUGAAUUUGGCGAGGGUCCACCCAGGUACCUCCAUCACUGCCUCGGUGACAGCUUCUUCGCUGGCCAGUUCAUCUCCCCCCAGUGGACAUUCCACGCCAAAGCUCACCCCUCGAAGUCCCGCCAGGGAAAUGGAUCGCAUGGGAGUCAUGACACUGCCAAGUGACCUAAGGAAACAUCGGAGAAAGAUUGCAGUGGUGGAAGAAGAUGGUCGGGAGGAUAAAGCAACAAUUAAAUGUGAAACUUCUCCUCCCCCUACGCCUAGAGCCAUCCGAAUGACUCAUACCCUCCCUUCUUCCUACCACAAUGAGGCCCGAAGUUUAUCUGCCUCGCUUGAGCCAGAAAGCCUUGGGCUUGGCAGUGCCAACAGCAGCCAAGACUCUCUUCACAAAGCUCCCAAGAAGAAAGGAAUCAAGUCUUCAAUAGGACGUUUGUUUGGUAAAAAAGAAAAAGCUCGACUUGGGCAGCUCCGAGGCUUUAUGGAGACUGAAGCUGCAGCUCAGGAGUCCCUGGGGUUAGGCAAACUUGGAACUCAAGCCGAGAAGGACAGAAGACUGAAGAAAAACACAUCUGGGCAUGAACUUUUAGAAGAAGCUCGAAGAAAGGGAUUACCUUUUGCCCAGUGGGAUGGGCCCACUGUAGUAGCCUGGCUAGAGCUCUGGUUAGGAAUGCCUGCUUGGUACGUGGCAGCCUGCCGAGCUAACGUAAAAAGUGGUGCCAUAAUGUCUGCUUUAUCAGACACUGAGAUCCAGAGAGAAAUUGGGAUCAGCAACCCUCUGCACCGCUUAAAACUCCGACUGGCGAUCCAGGAGAUGGUGUCCCUCACAAGUCCUUCCGCUCCUCCGACAUCCCGAACACCGUCAGGCAACGUUUGGGUGACCCAUGAAGAAAUGGAAAAUCUUGCAGCUCCAGCAAAAACGAAAGAAUCUGAGGAAGGAAGCUGGGCCCAGUGUCCGGUUUUUCUACAGACCCUGGCAUAUGGAGAUAUGAACCACGAGUGGAUUGGAAAUGAAUGGCUCCCCAGCCUGGGGUUACCUCAAUACAGAAGUUAUUUUAUGGAAUGCUUGGUAGAUGCCAGAAUGUUAGAUCACCUAACAAAAAAGGAUCUCCGUGUUCAUUUAAAAAUGGUGGAUAGCUUCCAUCGAACAAGUUUACAGUAUGGAAUUAUGUGCUUAAAAAGGCUGAAUUAUGACAGAAAAGAACUAGAAAGAAGGCGAGAAGCAAGCCAACAUGAAAUAAAAGAUGUGUUGGUGUGGAGCAAUGACCGAGUUAUUCGCUGGAUCCAAGCAAUUGGACUUCGAGAAUAUGCAAAUAAUAUUCUGGAGAGUGGCGUGCAUGGCUCCCUGAUAGCCCUGGAUGAGAACUUUGACUACAGCAGCUUAGCUUUGUUACUGCAGAUUCCAACACAGAACACCCAGGCUCGGCAGAUUCUCGAAAGGGAAUACAAUAACCUUCUGGCUCUGGGAACUGAACGGCGACUGGAUGAGAGUGAUGACAAGAAUUUCAGGCGUGGGUCCACCUGGAGAAGGCAGUUUCCUCCCCGCGAAGUACAUGGUAUCAGCAUGAUGCCUGGGUCCUCAGAAACAUUACCUGCCGGAUUUAGGUUAACCACAACAUCUGGGCAGUCAAGGAAAAUGACCACAGAUGUUCCUUCAUCCAGACUGCAGAGGUUAGACAACUCCACUGUUCGUACAUACUCAUGUUGACAAGCCACUCAAAGGAGGCAGCACUGACUGGCUAUGUCGUCUUUUCAGUCUACCCUACAUAAAGUGCUCUACCAUCUAAGAAGACAAGCAGUGAACACCUUUAUGAAGACUGAAUUCUAAGGAAAUAACCACAAGUAAUGGUUUAUUAAGCUGAAAAUGUGAUGGGGGGAGGGGUCAGAUAUUAAUUUUGAUUAGUUUACUACAAUUGGAAGAAAAUGCUUACGUCAUUUGAAUAAUAAGCAUCAUCCACGUCAUAAAUUCUGUACAACAGAUGAUUUUCUGAAAUGGAGCCACUUGUUUUUUCAUGUUUUACUGUAAUAUAAUAGGCAUUUAUGUAUUACUGUGUAUGUAUUUCUUUUUAAAUGUGUAAGUCUUAUGUAAAUGGAUAUAAAUAUGAUUUUUUAAAAAAUAAAAUAUAUGGUUCAUGGAGUCCUGAGUGCAAACAUUUGACAAUUCCAAGUCCUGUUUGUAUUUUGCCAUUCCACCAUUUUUACAGUUUUUGAAUUAUAACAGUCCAAUUGAUAUGUUUCCUGGGAGCAUGUUUCAUGCCUCCACACCUUUCACCUUCAAGUCUGUCAAUACUUACUUAAAGCUGAAAACCUGCCUCUGAUCAUGUUAAAAAAGAAUGAUUUAACCUGGAACUGGAGCCAAAAAUAGACCUUUAAAGGCAAUCAGGGAUGUCCUCUCUCUUUAGAAAUAGCACUGUGAUGGCUCGAUCUCCUUUUCAAUACAAAACAAAGCCAAACUGUUUACACACGUCAAAGCAAUUAUUUAAAAAAAAAUUUAUAAAGAAAAAGCAUUAUCUUCUCUUGUUACCUGUGGACCAAUAAUUUCAAGAAAAAAAAAAAAACUUCUUUACUAAGAACCACAUGUUCAUUCAAAUAUCUUGAACUGCCAGCUAGCACUGGUCAGUGAACAUCACCCACUGCAGAGUCUGAGGCUCGUUUCCACUGGAGAAAAACAAAACCCCUGAAACCCUUCCUUUUUGUCAGUGUAACAGGGCAAUAGCCAGACUCAUGUCUAAUGUUAUAAGCUUUUAGCCGAGAUGGCCUUGUUUCGACUUCCCUGAAGUCAAUAUUAUCAGAGGAAAUAAAUGAAAGACAGAAUGAUUAACAUAUAUAGUGUAUAAAGUAUAGAAGAAUAAUCUCUUCCCUGUGGCUUUAUUUGGUGGUGUUACUGUUGUUCAUUCUUUGUUUAUAUGGGAGAUUUCAAAGUAAAACCUAUUUAAUAAUACCAUUUAUCUAACUGCUGAUUUUUUGCUGUUUGAUCUUAAGUGCAAGACCUGUCAUUAGUAAUUUCUUUUUUGUAUUUAAUUUGCUGUUUGCACGUACAUUACAUUUGUUUUGAUGUCUAUUUUUGUUUAACAGAUUCAGUCAAAAGGUAAUGGUAACAGAAACCCUCUCCAUUGUCAAUAAAAAAAAAAGAAUACUUCCA